UUCAUUUAAACUGACUUGUUUUUAUCGACUACCCAGCAGCCUGAGUCAAAUCCCUCGAAAUGUAUAUCCCAAAAUGAAGCCGAUUCUAGCGUAUACCGUACUAACGAUGAUCCUCCGGAUAAGCAGUGCCCGUUCGAUGAGCUUUGACCUGCCCUUGUAUGGAUUCGACUCCUACCUGGACAACCCCAGCGAUGACAUGUCACCCGAGGAGGCUAACUGCGAUCCGGAGGGCGGCGCUUCGGUUACAAUGGAACCCCCACAUGGCCAUGGAUCGCCCUACCAGACCAGUCCAUCGUGCGACAGUCAUCGGGAUAAGGAUAACUGCGACGCUAAUGAAAUCGAGAUGAGCAUGACUAGGAUGAAGGCCACCCACAUAGCUCAGAAUGCCGCCCAGGUGGCCAAGGCCGCCAACGAUGCUCAGGCGGCGGCCGCCCAGAAUGCAUCGCGCCAGGUGAAAAUGCAAUUGGCCGACAAGGCGAUGGCCGCCGCUCGGGCCGCCGAUGCCGUUUUGGAAGGUAAACAAAAUAUUGUGGAUAACUACGCAAGGGAAAUCCGGGAGUCCGAGGCGGUUGUGGCACAGGUGAGCUCAUCCCUGGACUCCAGUGAAGCGGAUGUGGAUUGCGCUUGUGCCGCGGCCAAGGCGGCUGAGGCUCAAGCCGCCUCUUUCAGGAUCUUGGUGGAGCACACCAAGGCAACUUUGACGGACAUAGAAGGCCUGAUCGAGCAGACCAACGAUGACCUGGAUGAAAAAACCCAAAUGUUGACGGCGGCCAAGGCGCGUGGUGAUCGAUUGGCCCGCCAGGUGGCGCAGGCCAGGUUGGAAUACGAGCAGGUGAGGGAGGCGGCCUGUCGAGCCGCUUCCGCCGCUGUGGAAGCCAAACAAAAGGCUUCUGCCAACAAUUGCAUGCCCCUGGGAGGCGUUGGUCCACCUCCACCGUCUGCUCCUCCGCCCCCUCAGAGGCCGGGUGGAUGCGGCGUCUCCUCCGAGAGGGGCACCUGCAACGCCCUCCUGGAUCUCUACAGGCAGCGCCGCAGGCAACAACUUCGGCAGCGACGGGACAAGAUCCGAAAGCGGGGGAUUCGGGGGCAAGGACAAUCCAAAUACAAGGAUUACCAUUACUCUAUAUUUUGAUACAGAUUGUUUAUUGUACGACUAUAGAUUGUAUUUUGUAUUUACUUAAAGUUUCGAAAUCAUAUUUUGGAAUAUACAUAGUCUGCCUUUGGAGAUUAAUUUUCCUUCUUCAUUUAAA
Molecule: messenger RNA, 1250 nt
Organism: Drosophila rhopaloa
Lineage: Eukaryota; Metazoa; Arthropoda; Insecta; Diptera; Drosophilidae
Product: translation initiation factor IF-2
Exons: 2
Coding region: 74-1132 (352 amino acids)
Source: RefSeq, a predicted model, not a curated record